This is a messenger RNA of Lagopus muta (rock ptarmigan), 1427 nucleotides long. RefSeq names its product B-cell differentiation antigen CD72-like. The transcript has 7 exons. NCBI's taxonomy places the organism in Eukaryota, Metazoa, Chordata, Aves, Galliformes, Phasianidae. Gene Ontology annotation, molecular function: transmembrane signaling receptor activity. The record is from RefSeq and is a predicted model, not a curated record. Gene Ontology annotation, cellular component: plasma membrane. Bases 72 to 1103 code for a protein of 343 amino acids.
GAAACCACAUUUUGCAAAUCAGUCAAUUACUUCUGCUUUCCUGUAAAUCAAGAACUUUCCCCACCCUACACAUGAUCAUAAGUUACCAUCUGACUGAAGUGAGUAGAAGUCAAAGUUGCUGGCCUGUUCCUGUCUGGGGCACAGCCACCAGCAGCCCCAUGGCCCAGAGCGUGCUCUACGCCGACCUGAGAUUCGCCAAGGGGCCAGGGGGCCAUGGCACAACCAGCCAGGUGCUGGAGGCAGCCAGCAUGGACGACACAGACAGCCCCUAUGAGAACGUUGUUCCGGGAUCAGCACCUGUGGGGACAGCAGGGGAAGGGACCCAGCACAGCCCAGGGCACUGGUCCCGGCGGUGCUGUGUCCCUGCAGGGCUUCUGGCAGUCAGCCUGCUGCUGUUGGUGGCCCUGGUGACCCUGGGGACCUGCUACUGGCAGGUGAACCACCAGCUGCAGAACGUAUCCAGGGAGCAGGCCACUGAGCGCGGCCACUUCUCACAGGAGGCACAGGUGUGGAAGCAGAGCCUGAGGCAGACACAGCAGGAGCUGGCAUGGGUGCAAGAGGAGCUGCAGCAAGCAUGGCAGGCGGCCCACCGCAGUCAGCAGGAGCUGGCCAGGCAGGAUGUCGAGCUGGUGCGUGUCUCAGGGGCCCUGAAUGCAACCCAGAAGGAGCUACAGGACGUGCAGGGGAAGCUCAGUGCCAUCGAGCAAGCAGCGAGCAGCCUGCGUGUCUGCCUGAAUGCAGACUGCUGCCCCUCGGGCUGGCUGCUCUACCGUGGCAAGUGUCUCUUCAUCUCGGUGGUGAGGAAGAGCUGGUGGGACAGCCAUAGGGAUUGUGUGAAGAAGUCUUCCCAUCUGCUGAUCCAAGACGAAUGGGAGUUGUGGAUGCUGCCGGAUUUUCUCCAAGCAAACAGUGCCAGGUACUGGAUCAGGAGAAAAGAGUUUCACCGUGCAAAGAGGUAUGAUUACAGUGAAGAUUGUGCACUGUUAGUAGCUGGGAAAAUGCAGAGCUUAUCAUGCUGGAUGUUUUACCCAUGGAUCUGUGAGCAGCCCCCAAAGCUGAGCAGCGUGACCGAGAGCCUCACUCCUCUCCUGACUGAGGACUGACCCUGCUGCCAGCCCCUCCAUAUUACAGGCCUGGGGGACAGCAGCUGGGCUGCCCAUGGAAAUAUCCCAGUGCUGUAUAUGCAUUCUCUCCAACAUGUGGCAAAGCACGGAGAAAAUGUUCUGGAGAACUGCCUGUAUUUUAAAGCAAGGCUUAUGAAAAAUAGACCUCAUUCCCCUCUCUCACAUGCAUGCGGACACUUUUACCAACAUUUUCCUGCUCCUUGAUCUGCACACAUGUCCCCUUGUCCCAUAGCCAGUCUUUCAUGGUGAUAUCAUAUUGGAUUUGUGGGGUAUUCAGGUUGGAUACAAGAAAAAAUUUCUUCU